This is a messenger RNA of Rangifer tarandus platyrhynchus (Svalbard reindeer), 609 nucleotides long. The record is from the annotation of a GenBank genome assembly. Lineage: Eukaryota; Metazoa; Chordata; Mammalia; Artiodactyla; Cervidae.
AUGAAGUGCUCGUGGAGGACCGUGAUGGCAGCAGAAGAGGCUUCAAGCUGCCAGGUUCCCCGCCGGCCCUGGGCAUCCAUCCUGAGGAUGACUAUCCCAGUGCUUAUUAGCACAGGCACAUGCUACCUCAUCUGCAACCUGUGCUUCAGCCGGCAGCAGCAGCAGCUGGAUUCAACCAGGUGGGACUUAGCAGAGCUUCAGCUGAAUCACACAGGGUCGCGGCAGGACCCCAGGCUGCGCUGGCAGGGGAGCCCCGCCCUGGGACGCUCCUUCCUGCAUGGGCCAGAGCUGGACGACAACGGGCAGCUGCGGAUCCAACGUGAUGGCAUUUAUAGGCUGCACAUCCAGGUGACAUUAGCCAACUGCUCCUCCUCCACGUGGACUGCCGAGCCCCAGAGAGCCACGCUGACGGUGGCCAUCUGCUCCCCUGCCGCCCACAGCAUCAGCCUGCUACGCCUCAGCUUCCACCGCGGAGGCUGCUGGGUCGCCUCCCAGCGCCUCACCUUCCUGGCUCGUGGGGACAUUCUCUGCACCAACCUUACUCUGCCUCUGUUGCCUUCCAGAAACGCUGAUGAGACUUUUUUUGGGAUUCAGUGGGUGGGCCCUUGA